Marasmius oreades (fairy-ring Marasmius) is the source of this 2517-nucleotide messenger RNA. RefSeq lists its product as uncharacterized. The record is from RefSeq and is a predicted model, not a curated record. The transcript has 5 exons. The coding region runs from base 1 to 2340 and encodes 779 amino acids. NCBI's taxonomy places the organism in Eukaryota, Fungi, Basidiomycota, Agaricomycetes, Agaricales, Marasmiaceae.
AUGAGCAUAUUCAAUCCCAACAUCGUCGAAGCCAGCCUUCGUGAUGUUGCUACAUGUCUUUCAGAUAAUCAAAAAGUUGACCUCUUGCUCUACGCCAUGAAAACCCUCAAGUAUGACGGUCGGUCUAGAAUUGUUUUUGAUAACGCCAUCCAAUCCUGUCUACUGAUACCAACAUUGUCACCCGAAAACACCGCCAAAGCUCGAAUCAUACGUGCGAGGGCUAGACUCAAUGCUGGUUCUGUUUUUGGUGCACAAGAAGGUAUCCCGGAGACCACCAUCGUUGUUGCGAUCAUGACUCACUACAUGCAAAUAGACCUUCAAGCUGCAUUGGCUGCCGAUCCAGAUAACCCAGAGGCUCAAGCUUUGCUCCACCAACGUUCCGUCAAUGUAGAAAAAUUACUCGCUCCUGAACCACUUAACCUCCCCAGAAGCCGAUUCUCGCCCGAAGUAUGGCGAGAAAUAACGUGUUUCCUCCCGCGGAAAGAUCUCAAAACAUUGCUUCUUGUGCCAAACCCAGUGUCCCACGUCGCCAGUCAACUAUUGUUUCGUCAGCUAGACCUUCAUUUCUCAGGACUGUCGCCCGAAUACCUAGAAGAGGAAAAUGAAUGGUCGUUGGACAAAGAUCGACAUUCCCAAAGGAGUGCAGACAUAUUGGCGAGAAUCAUCACAGAUAACUCGUUUGCAUCAGUUAUCAGAACAUUACGAGUGUUCUCGUUCAAGUUGGAUGGAGAUGCAGGUUUCCAUGUCGGCAUCUUAGCAAAUGCACUUCCCAAAUUGAUCAACCUUCAGAACGUCCACAUCACAGCCUCGGUAGAAGGAGCACUUUCCAUCAUCCGUAUCCUCGAAUUCACACGACCUCAAAUUCACGGCCUUUCCUUACAAAUCCUGGAUAGCGCUCUAGAUCUGUCUGGACUCAACUUUACACACCUGGCACACUUCUCUUACAAUACCCAAUUCUCGUCGUCAGCCUCUUCUUCAAAUCCCUCACCGUCCACCGCUGCUGUCGCCCCGCAAUCAACCACACUUUUCGUCGCCCAAAAUAAUGUCUCUCUUCGCAGACUGUCGAUACAAACGCCGUCCAGCGGAUUUCCCCCAACAGAAUCACUCGCUCUGCGAAACUUGACACACCUUGCCUUCACUGGUUGCAUACCUGCGAGCGUUCCCAACCUCUUACCCGAUAUCCUUAUUCAUGGCCGUCAGAUUGAAAGUCUUUGCUUGACAGUCCUAGUCGAUUGUGUCCUUUCACAACAUUUCCGUUCCAUGUCCUCAAACCUACCUUUCCUACGCCAUUUCUCAUUCUCGAUUGGAGGAGGCGUCUCCCGGAGGUUAAAUGAUCGAGACUUAUUUCCAUCCAUAGCUGAAUUUCUCAGAGGUCGUAAAGAGCUUCGGUCAUUGACUCUAACUGCUCCUUGUACGCCAUUGACGAGUUCGAACACCAACGCCGAAAUUCAGCGGUUGACUGGGUUUGAUUCGGGUGUUUGGGGUGUGCUACCGACGUUGACGGAAUUGACUGCUUUGACGAUUUCUUGGCCGAAAGAUUUGGCACCCGGGUUAGGUGGAUGGUUGAUUCCUCGAACCGUCAAAGCGUUGGUAUUAGAUGGAAUAGGAGCGAGUCUCUCAGCGCAGAGAGAUGCUGUGGCGUUCUUCAAUCAACUCCGUCCUGGUAUUCCAGCCUCCCUUGUUUACGUGGGUCUCAUGGACUCGCCCUUACGCUCUCCUGCCCAGAUCAUUGAACAAGGUUUCCCGAUGGUCAAGCUUUUGAGACUUGAAAACACUUAUUGGACUGUGAACAGUAAUUUGGGCAGCCAGAAAGACAGGGGAAACCGUUCUCCUACGUUACGAUACCCUUCUGCCCCGGGAACCAGUUCACAAUCGAUGAUAGCGUCUGGUGCCCCCGCAGCUCCUCCUGGCACCUUAUAUCCCGCGACGAGUUCUACGUCCGCUCCCUCAAGUAGUUCUACAACACGGACGAUUCUUCCAUCUAGAACGUUAUCCCAUUCACAUACCCCUGGGUAUUCGCAUACGUCUACGACAUAUCAUCCUUCUCCAUCGUCUACUCCGACAUCGGCACCUUCUGGUGCUAGACCGAUAUUACCCUCUGUCGCGAGACCAACGUCGGAUAAUAGAAUACCUCAGCUUCAGCCCACGCCGAUCACGGCGACGACGAGGCAGAAUUCGAGCGUUGCAAGUGCUGCGGUAGUUCGUCAUUCAUCUCCUAGCACGUCUGUAGAAUUGGAGAAAUGGCCGAGAAGACGGGUGGUCUUCCAUUCGAGGGAGUGGCUUGAGUGGCUUGGGUGUCCGGAUGUGGUUGGAUAUGAGUGUGGGGACUUUGGGUUUUGAGGAGGGCGGGAGCGUGGAAGUUGUAAUACGACUGGUAGUGUACACGUACUCAUGGUAUGAGAAGCUGUCUUAAUUUGCUUUUCGUCGUUUCGAUUAUUUUGAUUAGCGUUUCUUCCAUCAUUUUACUGCUCAGAGUCAUACUAAUACUCGGUCGUGGGAAGACUCGUUCGACCGUGC